AAUGCUGACAGACACAACUACGCUGGGUAAGUAGAAAGGCUAUAUAAGAAGAGAUAUGUUGCAUACGUUGGCCUAGUGGAUUCAGUUUCGUCCCUCAUCAGCAUCAACAUCAGCAUCAACAUCAACAUCACAUCAUGUCUUCUUCCAAUAAACACUGGCCAAGCAUGUUCAAAUCCAAGCCUUGCAAUUCCCACAACCAAUGGCAGCAUGGCAACAACUCUUCUGUCCUGUCAACGGGAUGCCAAAGAAGCCCUUAUACUCCAGGAAAUGAAGAGAAAACUCCAGAACCAAAGUCAAGAUGGAAUCCAAAACCCGAGCAAAUUCGCAUUCUAGAAGCCAUCUUCAAUUCUGGGAUGGUGAAUCCCCCAAGGGAUGAGAUAAGGAAGAUCCGGGUGCAGUUGCAGGAGUAUGGCCAAGUUGGUGAUGCCAAUGUGUUCUAUUGGUUCCAGAAUCGCAAAUCCAGGAGCAAGAACAAGCUCCGCCACAUCCAAAACUCAAAGAAACACAACACAGAAACACAACCAAACUCACUUUCUCUCUCUCAAAUCAUACCACCUUCAACCUCAUCCUCUUCCUCUGACAAAUCCUCCUCAAAAGAAUUAGUGCACCAAAAUGCGAUCUCCUUUGGAUUCUCAAAUGUCAAUGAUGCACUGCCUAAUUCUCCCACUGCUUCUGUGAAUCAGACUUAUUUACAGUCUCACAACUACAAUAACACCGCUUUGCUGCCACCAGCGAUCGAGUCUUUCUCCUUUCCUUUGCACAAUAAUGGUCAAGGUGUAAUAGUUAACGAUACCAUCACAACGCAUGGGUUUUCUCUCCCUCAGUUCUCCAACAAUAUCAUGCAAUCUCAACCACAGUGUCAACCAAAGGUUGGACCCAGCAGUAGUCUUUUCCUCAACGAGAUCAUGAACCAGGAAAAGGCAUUAAAAUCAAUGCACCGUCAACAACUUAGCUCCCAUCCGACUUCAUCUUCAACCACAACCGUUGCUCCCGCAAUCUCAACUCUUCCAUGUCCAAUCACCCAGCUUCAAGGUGUUGGUGUUGAGGUUACAGCAGAUAGAGAAAAAUGUAUAGUUUUCAUUAACGAUGUUGCAUUUGAGGUAAUGAUGGGACCCUUCAACGUGCGCCAAGCCUUCGGAGAUGAAGCCGUGCUUAUCCACUCUUCCGGCCCUGUCCCCACCGAUGACUGGGGCAUUACCCUCCACCCACUGCAGCAUGGUGCUUACUAUUAUCUGAUAUAAGGAAGUGAAGCUGAGAAGGAAAACAUGAUUUAGAUAUAUACUUUUCUAUGUUUCGGUUUGGUUGUUCCCUUUUGUCCCAACAUAUAGUUAUUGUUACAGGGUUUGCAAUGUGCUUCAUAAAUGACUAGUUCAGUGCAGGUCUCAAAGUAUAGAAAUCGUGUCUUGGUUGACCGGGAUAUUUGUAUUUUCAUUUUAUGGAUAAAUUGUU
Vigna umbellata (rice bean) is the source of this 1449-nucleotide messenger RNA. RefSeq names its product WUSCHEL-related homeobox 9-like. Lineage: Eukaryota; Viridiplantae; Streptophyta; Magnoliopsida; Fabales; Fabaceae. Gene Ontology annotation, molecular function: DNA binding; DNA-binding transcription factor activity. Gene Ontology annotation, biological process: regulation of developmental process. The record is from RefSeq and is a predicted model, not a curated record.